AUGUCUUUCUUCGGCAAGCUCAAAGGAAGCGCAGUGACGAGUCCGACCGCAGGCAGCGCCCCUCUCAAGAAGGAUGUCGCCGCUCCUCUACCAACGCCACUAGAGAAGCACCUCGCUGAUCUAGCUGGUCCCGUACGGCCUGAUGGUAGUGACAAGUUCUUUGGCUUUGAAAAUUACGGAAGCACAUGCUAUGCGAAUUCGAUCAUCCAAUGUCUAUACUACUCGACCACGUUCCGCGAAAAUGUGCUCAACUUUCCUCCGCUUCCCCCAUCACCCGAGCACAACGAGUCGGAUGCAGACCGUAGCAUGAGCCUCCAGAAUGGCCUGCCGUCGCCUGGAAACCACCUCUUGACUGCUGCGACGAACAACUUCACGUCCAGCUCGCCAGCACGAAAGCCCAUCAUUCUGCCAAACACACCUGAAGCACAAACGACAAAGCCCGAUGACAAGGAUUCUCCAGACUACAAGAAAAAGGUGGCCAUGAGGUCGGGCCCUAUCUUGGAAAUGCAGAUGAGCAACUCUAACGCAUACGGCAUGUCCGAAUCACUCUUCACCUCGCUCAAGGACAUAUUCGAAUCCAUCAUCGGACACCAGUCGCGCACAGGAAUCAUCAGUCCUCUAAAGUUUCUUGAGAUCCUGAGGAAGGAGAACGAGAUGUUCCGCUCUGCCAUGCACCAGGACGCCCAUGAAUUCCUUAAUUUGUUGCUCAACCAGGUUGUCGACAACGUCGAAAUGUACUCGAAGAUGCUGCCAGCCAUCAACGGUACCCUCAAUGGUCACAAGGGCUCGGAGCCCAGCAUGGAAGGCGCCAUGUCUGCCAUGGCAAAGGCACAUAGCACGCCAGGCAUGAGUGGCGCUGGCUGGGUACACGACCUGUUCGAGGGUCUCCUCACAUCAGAGACACGUUGCCUGAGCUGCGAAAACACAUCCCAAAGGGACGAAGCCUUCAUGGACUUGUCUGUCGAUCUCGAAGCACACUCUUCGGUGACGGCAUGUCUGCGGAAGUUUUCCGAAGAGGAGAUGUUGUGCGAACGGAAUAAAUUCCAUUGCGACAACUGUGGUGGCUUGCAAGAAGCCGAGAAGAGAAUGAAGAUUAAACGACUACCACGCAUUCUGGCACUUCACCUAAAACGUUUUAAGUACACAGAGGACCUCCAGAGACUCCAAAAGCUUUUCCACAGAGUUGUAUACCCUUAUCAUUUGCGAUUAUUUAAUACUACCGACGACGCAGAAGACCCGGACCGACUGUACGAACUUUACGCCGUUGUUGUUCAUAUCGGAGGAGGUCCGUACCAUGGACAUUAUGUGUCUAUAAUUAAGACUCAGGAUCGUGGGUGGCUCAUGUUCGACGAUGAACUGGUUGAGCCGGUCGACAAGAGCUUCGUUAGAAACUUCUUUGGCGGCGAGCCAAAGCCCGGCGUACAAGAUGCCAGACAACUUGCUUGUGCUUACGUGCUGUUCUACCAAGAAACCACUUUGGAAGCUAUGCAAAAAGAGCAGGAAGUCGAAGCAAGACAAGCUGCCGCUGCGGCCAACAUGCCAAACAGAGAUUCGGUAUCGAAAGAGGCGCAGGGCGGCUUGAUGAUCAACACCAACGGCCUUCGCAACACACACACCAUGCAGUCACCGAUCGAGGAAGAACCCAACGCUUUUGCCAACCUCGCUCAUGCCUCGACUGCUCCAGCCUUGUCACAGCAACGUUCGACAUUCAGCAGUCUAUCAACUUCACCUUUCCUCGGUUCCGGAUUUGGAUCGAUUGAUAAGAAAGCUGCAAAGCAAGCCGAGAAGGAUCGCAAGACACAGGAGAAGGAAGCCAGGAAGCUUGCAGACGCUAAGAGGAAGGAAGCAGCUGAAGCGACCAGAAACGCAUGGAAGAAGCAGAAUGAGGACUACCUGGCAGCCAUUGAGCUCAGCAAGCAAACGGCGGCCGAAGAGGCCACUCGCUCGGGUAACCCCAUUCCAGACACAGCGAUGCCUGCAACAACACCUGCAGCAGAUUCGAAAGACCGACCAGGUCUCAGCAGAUUCAGACACAGCUCGAUGAGUCUACGACAGAAGCCAAAGUUCUGGACUUCAGGCAAAGAGAAGGAACUAGGAAGCCCCCUGCCGACCCAGGCCGAAGAAGCGAACGCCGGCGGAGAAAAGGAGCUCAAGAAGAACCGGUUCAGUCUGAGCAGGAAGAAGUCGACGGUGCUUUGA
This is a messenger RNA of Aureobasidium subglaciale EXF-2481, 2199 nucleotides long. RefSeq lists its product as uncharacterized. Gene Ontology annotation, cellular component: cytosol; nucleus. The record is from RefSeq and is a predicted model, not a curated record. Gene Ontology annotation, molecular function: cysteine-type deubiquitinase activity; cysteine-type endopeptidase activity. Gene Ontology annotation, biological process: protein deubiquitination. NCBI's taxonomy places the organism in Eukaryota, Fungi, Ascomycota, Dothideomycetes, Dothideales, Saccotheciaceae. Bases 1 to 2199 code for a protein of 732 amino acids. The transcript is spliced from 4 exons.